GAUUAAAGGUAUUGUACAGUUAGAACCAUAUGCGUUUAAUCGAAUGAUUCUACAUUACCAGGGGUCCGUUAUUAUAUUUACUUGGUGUCUACUAGCCAGGAGUUACGCUCAGUACUUUAUUAAACCACAUUGUUGACUUGUACAAUGUGCACUAUCGAGUAGUACAUCUAUGUGGAACAUGUGCUUGUUCCGCUUUCAAGGGUAUGCCUAUUAACCGGGUCCUACAUCCUUUCAUUAAUCGCAAUAAUGUUUUUUGGAGAUUCUAGUUUAAUCUCUAUGAGGAAUGUGCCCCCCAAAGAGACAUCGGCAUCUCAAUUUAAUCAUUCCCGUUUGAUGAUACUGGAUGAAUCUAUUGCUACACCUGUUGUUGUGGUAAACCUACCAAGCCCAAGAGCUCUUUUGGAAUCCAGCUUCUAUACCAUAUACAAAGAUAAGAUUUAUUGGAUUCGCGGGAUUGUACCUAAUCUCAAACCGGUUAGCCUGUUCUUCAACAACUUGAUUGUUAACGAUGAUUUAAUCUAUGCAACAUUUCCGUUUGACGCUAUCCACUUGAUGACGUCAUUACUAUUUCUCGAUUCUGCUAGGUUCAUCUCUAUUCCUCAGCGUAUAUAUGAUUUGUAUCGUCCAAAUGGUAAAGAGUCGCAGUACCCCGGGUUGGAAGCUGGUCUAUUUUAUAUAUGGAACAAUAAUAUUGACGGCGUCCAAGAUCGACUAUCGUAUUUAUGUGACUGCAUCAAACCUGAAGGCGUGAAAGACACCCUGUUCAAACCGAACGUAAAUAAAUUCAGAAUGAUGGUCGAAUACAAGGUGCUCACAUUAACGAAAAGAUUAAAGGAAGAAAAUGUAGUAAUGGGAUCCUAUUGCCUGUUAUCUGACAUUUCUAAUAAAGACGAUAUUAGGAAGCAUCACAUACAAUAUAUAGAAGGUAAAUUAUCUCUCUUUGCUUGGUCAGUCAUAUCUACUAUGCUAAACACUGAGGCGCGAACCGCACUCAUCUCGACUAGCGUUUUAGAUAUUAGUUAUCGGGGUCAAAAGCAACAUGGAACGCCUUUAUCAUCACGCAUGUCAUCUGGCGCCAAUACGCAGAAGAAACGUAGGCUUCCUGUCAUCAAAGGUACGGCAUCUAUUACAAGCUUCUUUAAGUCAAAGUAACACUGUAGAUUGUGUCGGCAUUUUUAUUCAGGAUGUCUCACAGAUGGUUA
Babesia bovis T2Bo is the source of this 1202-nucleotide messenger RNA. Its product is annotated as RNase H2 complex component family protein. The record is from RefSeq and is a predicted model, not a curated record. The transcript has a single exon. Lineage: Eukaryota; Apicomplexa; Aconoidasida; Piroplasmida; Babesiidae. The coding region runs from base 247 to 1152 and encodes 301 amino acids.